This is a messenger RNA of Phacochoerus africanus (Common warthog), 1516 nucleotides long. It is a transcript of the gene SLC38A6, whose product is annotated as solute carrier family 38 member 6. Bases 131 to 1501 code for a protein of 456 amino acids. Gene Ontology annotation, molecular function: L-glutamine transmembrane transporter activity. Lineage: Eukaryota; Metazoa; Chordata; Mammalia; Artiodactyla; Suidae. Gene Ontology annotation, biological process: amino acid transmembrane transport; L-glutamine transport. The transcript is spliced from 16 exons. The record is from RefSeq and is a predicted model, not a curated record.
CCUUCCCCGCCCUAGUGAGGUACAGGCACCCGGAAGGGCCGGGAAUGCAGCCCCGCCUCUGGCGCGACUCUGGCCGGGAGAGCAGGGGUGGUAGCUGGUAGAUGGACUGGGUCGUCGGCCAGCAAGCAGCAUGGAGGCGCCGUGGGGGACCAUCAGUGCGGAGCCGGGCUGGUUUGUCUCUACCCAGCAGAUAGAAGAAGCAGAGGCGGAAGAGUUGAGCCCGUUGCUAAGCAACGAACUUCACAGACAGGGAUCCCCAGGUGUUUCAUUUGGUUUCUCAGUGUUUAAUUUGAUGAAUGCCAUCAUGGGAAGUGGCAUCCUUGGCUUAGCUUAUGUUAUGGCUCACACUGGCAUUCUUGGAUUUAGUUUGUUGCUGCUGAUAGUUGCUCUGCUGGCUUCUUACUCAGUUCAUCUCCUGCUUAGUAUGUGUAUUCAGACAGCUGUGACGUCUUAUGAAGAUCUUGGACUUUUUGCAUUUGGAUUACCUGGAAAGGUGGUGGUGGCAGGCACUAUAAUAAUUCAGAAUAUUGGCGCCAUGUCAUCUUAUCUUUUAAUUAUUAAAACAGAGCUUCCUGCAGCUAUUUCAGAAUUUUUGUCUGGAGACCAUAGUGGGUUUUGGUAUCUUGAUGGUGAAACAUUACUAAUAAUCAUUUGUGUGGGCAUUGUGUUCCCUCUUGCACUUCUUCCUAAAAUAGGCUUUCUGGGCUACACAAGUAGUUUAUCAUUUUUCUUUAUGGUGUUCUUUGCUAUUGUGAUAAUAAUUAAAAAAUGGUCCAUCCCCUGUCCUCUGACAUUAAAUUACAUAGAGCGAUAUUUCCAGAUUUCAAAUGCUACAGAUGAUUGUAAACCAAAGCUCUUUCAUUUCUCCAAAGAGAGUGCUUAUGCCAUACCAACCAUGGCUUUUUCAUUUCUCUGCCACACCUCAAUAUUGCCCAUAUAUUGUGAACUUCAAAGCCCUUCAAAGAAAAGAAUGCAGAAUGUAACCAAUACAGCAAUUGCUUUAAGUUUUCUCAUUUAUUUUAUAUCUGCACUCUUUGGGUACCUUACUUUUUAUGACAAUGUGGCGUCAGAAUUACUACAAGGUUAUAGUAAAUACUUGCCACAUGAUGUUGUUGUCAUGACUGUGAAGUUAUGCAUACUAUUUGCUGUGCUUUUGACAGUCCCUCUAAUCCACUUCCCUGCGAGGAAAGCAUUAAUGAUGAUAUUUUUCUCCAAUUUUCCAUUCUCAUGGAUUCGCCACUUUUUAAUCACUCUAGCCCUCAAUAUUAUCAUUGUCCUACUUGCAAUAUAUGUUCCUGACAUUAGGAAUGUAUUUGGUGUAAUUGGUUCCAGUACAUCAACGUGUUUGAUUUUUGUGUUCCCGGGGCUAUUUUAUCUUAGACUGAGCAGAGAGGAUUUUCUCUCAUGGAAAAAGUUGGGGGCAUUUGUUUUGCUCAUCUUUGGUAUUUUGGUUGGUAAUUUCAGUUUAGCACUUGUUAUUUUUAAUUGGAUUAAUAAAUGACAAAUAUUUUCCUAC